This is a messenger RNA of Lactuca saligna, 651 nucleotides long. Lineage: Eukaryota; Viridiplantae; Streptophyta; Magnoliopsida; Asterales; Asteraceae. The record is from the annotation of a GenBank genome assembly.
AUGUGUUUUAAUAAUCCAUGUCAGAUUAUCACCGGCAUUUUCCCUAAAUCAUAUGAUCAGUUGUCAUCACAAGGUGCGGGUCACGAUGAGAUAGACUUCGAGUUCUUAGGCAACUCCACUAGAAACCCUUACACAAUCCACACCAACGUGUAUUCACAAGGGAAAGGAAACAAAGAACAGCAGUUCCACCUUUGGUUUGACCCUACUGCAGCCUUCCACACCUACACCAUCGUAUGGAACAGUCUAAGAAUUAUUUUCUUGAUAGAUAACAUACCAGUAAGGGUGUUCAAUAACAAUGAUGCUGCUGGAGUGCCAUUUCCCAAGAGCCAACCCAUGAGGGUGUAUGGCAGCCUGUGGAACGCGGAUGACUGGGCAACCCAAGGUGGGCGUGUGAAGACUGACUGGGCUAAUGCGCCUUUCACUGCGUCAUACAGGAAAUUCAAUGCCAAUGCCAAAAAAGUUGAUCCCAAUUCAGUAUCUACAAGCUCAAUAAAUGAUAACCAGUCAUGGAGUACCCAAGGACUUGAUGCAGCAGGCAGAAACAGGAUUCGAUGGGUGCAAACAAAACACAUGAUCUACAACUACUGCAAUGAUCACAAACGGUUUCCCAAUGGUCUUUCCCAGGAAUGCAAGCGCUCUAGAUUCCUCUAA